GGCGGCUGGAGGGGGGGGGGGCAGCAGCCACGAAUCCUACCCCACCGGCCAUCACAGACACGACUACCACCACCUCAGUGACAGUGGCAGCGACUUUUCUUUCUGUCUGUCGAUCUCUCUCUCCUCGGUGACGCCCGCCAGUCGCAGCGCGCAGCGUGGACGAGACCGAGACGUCUCGAAGACGGUCGACCGUCGUCUUCAUCACAAACACCAUUUCCACCUUGAGCGCGUGGGCGUGGAUGUGUCUCUCGGCAGGGCGCAAAGCCGAAACUCGUAUCCUGAUUCUCGAACGUCUUUUUUUGGCAUGUCAUCUCUGCCGCCAAACCCGCCUGAAAAGGGCAGGUUGCGGAGGAAUAGUAGGGAAUCGAGGCUGUCACGCCGGCAGAAGCUGGUGCUGGCUGCCGUGGCCGCCGUGUUGAUCAUCGUCCUGAUUGUCGGCCUCGGCCUCGGCCUCGGUCUGAGGAACCGGGGCGGCGGCGGAGGAGACGACGAUUCACUACCACCGGCUCCUCAACCCACCGCCAUCUGGCAGCCCAAGGUCAACACGUCAUGGCAGAUCAUCCUCAACGCGAAGCUCGACAUUGACCCCAACAACCCUGCUGUCGAACCCGACGUCGACGUGUACGACAUUGACAUGUUCAUGCACCAAAACUCGCGCGCCGUGUCGAGUCUGCACAAGCUCAACAAGAAGGUCAUCUGCUACUUCAGCGCCGGGUCCUACGAGAAGAACCGUCCUGACUCGUCCAAGUUCCCCGAGGAGGACAUCGGCCUUGUCCUGGAUGGGUGGCCGGACGAGAGAUGGCUCAACAUCAGCAGCCCGGCGAUCAGGGAGAUCAUGGUCGGCCGCAUCGAAAUCGCCAGCAGGAUGGGCUGCGACGCUGUCGAUCCUGACAAUGUCGAUGGGUACCAGAACGAGAACGGGAUGGACCUGACACCGGAGGAUUCUGUCUCCUUCAUGACCUUCCUCGCCGACGAGGCUCACAAGCGCAACAUGGCCAUCGGCCUCAAGAACGCCGGCGACAUUGUCAAGACGAUGUUGCCGCGGAUGCAGUUUGCCGUCAACGAGGAGUGCGCCGAGUUCAACGACUGCAGGACCUUCUCUCAGUUUGUCGACGCGGGCAAGCCUGUGUUCCACAUUGAGUACCCCGAAGGAGCUCCGUUCAACACCAACGCCGAGCAAAAGCAGGCGUACUGCAAUGCCCCAGGCGCGAAUGGGUUCAGCACCAUUCUCAAGGGGAUGAACCUCAAUUUUGGGGCUGAAUCAAAAGAGCUGCAAUAG
Messenger RNA from Podospora bellae-mahoneyi, 1279 nucleotides. RefSeq lists its product as uncharacterized. The transcript is spliced from 3 exons. The record is from RefSeq and is a predicted model, not a curated record. The coding region runs from base 305 to 1279 and encodes 324 amino acids. Lineage: Eukaryota; Fungi; Ascomycota; Sordariomycetes; Sordariales; Podosporaceae.